Closterium sp. NIES-65 is the source of this 630-nucleotide messenger RNA. The record is from the annotation of a GenBank genome assembly. Lineage: Eukaryota; Viridiplantae; Streptophyta; Zygnematophyceae; Desmidiales; Closteriaceae.
AUGCGUCUACCAGCCUCCUGCGACCUCUCUGCUCUGCUCACCCACCUCAUCGCCCACCUGGGCUGCCACCCUGCCAUCAAUCCUGCGCUCAACUCGUCCCUGCCUGGGAAUGCGGUGCAGAAGAGGGCAUCGACAGUGGAUGAUGCUGAGGACAUGAAAAAGGCAUCGACAGUGGAUGAUGCUGGGGACAUGGUGGGAGCAGGCGGCAUGGCUGUGUAUGCAUGGGACAGCCCCGUGGCAAGGCAGAUGGUGCUGAUGCCUCUGCUCCCCCAUGCGCACCUGCCAGCUCAAGCACACGCGCGCACAGACGCUAAGGAGCCUGAGCAGGGUGAAAGUGAGGCACGGAUUCAAGUGGAGUCUCAGGUGGAUCUUCAGGUGGAACCAACAGAGCCGGUGGUGGUGGCUGGUGGGGGCGCUGUGAAGGUGCUGCUGUUCGAACCCCUCGUGGGGCUUGGCACUCCUGAGGUCGAGUUUCUCAAGCCAGGCGCAUUCACAUCCGCAGAGCUUGACAUCAUCGUCAGCACCGUCCAAUCAGCAAUCGACAGCUCAUCUCCCUUUCUCCUCUCCCUAUUUUCCUUCUCAGGAGGUCGAGUUUCUCAAGCCAGGCGCAUUCACACCCGCAGAGCUUGA